Messenger RNA from Parasteatoda tepidariorum (common house spider), 3982 nucleotides. RefSeq names its product type I phosphatidylinositol 4,5-bisphosphate 4-phosphatase-A. Gene Ontology annotation, biological process: phosphatidylinositol dephosphorylation. The record is from RefSeq and is a predicted model, not a curated record. Gene Ontology annotation, cellular component: late endosome membrane; plasma membrane; lysosomal membrane. Gene Ontology annotation, molecular function: phosphatidylinositol-4,5-bisphosphate 4-phosphatase activity. NCBI's taxonomy places the organism in Eukaryota, Metazoa, Arthropoda, Arachnida, Araneae, Theridiidae.
UCACGUGCUUAUAUUGAUUAAUUUGGAAGAGUUAAAAUAACAGUUAAUUAAAAUAAUACUUUUCAUAAAAUAUUUUUUUUAAAUACAAUUUGAGCGUUAUAUAAGUCUAUCCAAAUAAUAUUAAUAAUAAAAUUAUCUAACUUUUUCCAAAAUUAAACUAUUUUUGAAAACUUCAUCCAUUGUUAAUCAGAAAUGUUUUGUCAUUUUUUUUUUCCUUGUGGCAAUGAGUCAUUUCAUCACAAUAGUCAGCUGAUGAAUAUUUAGCUAAAAUCUAUUUAAUAAUUAAAAUUUAGUCCUUAUGGCGAGUGAAAAAUCCCCCUUGUUGGGGAAUCAAAAUGACUACAGUUCUGCUCCAUAUGGUGGGUCUUCUGAGGCUCCAGAAGCUGAUCGUCAAACAACUUAUGUCACUGUUCCUCCCAUUGGACCUGAUGAAUUACCACCGCCUUAUAAUCCCUCCCCUCAUGGAGUUCCUAUGAUAUCAUGCAAAGUUUGUGGAUUUAUGAUCGACAUAUCUGCUAGGAAAGAUCAACAUGUUAUCAAAUGCACAAGCUGCAAUGAAGCUACACCCAUCAAAAGUGCACCGGUGGGGAAAAAAUAUGUGAGGUGCCCAUGCAAUUGUCUUCUCAUCUGCAAAUCCAGCUCCCAGAGAAUUGCUUGUCCAAGAAAUAAUUGCAAAAGGAUUCUGAACCUUGCAUCUGUACCUUCAGAUCCCUUUCCCCCAAAUGUGCCUGGCAUGUGUCAAGUUUCAUGUGCUUAUUGCCAUAGUCUCUUUUUAUUUAAUACCUUGACCAAUGCUUUAGCUAGAUGUCCCCAUUGCCGCAAAGUCUCUUCUGUGGGGCAGCAGUUUUCACGAAGUCGUGGAACCAUGUAUCUCUUUUUAUCUCUGUUAUUUUUAAUUAUAGGCUUAGGGGUUACGAUUGGAACAUACACCUAUGCUGUAAGGCAUGGAGGUAUAUACUGCCUAUAUGUAGGUGCUUUUGUCAUUUCAACAUUGUUAUUCUGCAAAGCUAUAUAUUAUUAUACUAUGAGAGCCAGCAGUAUUGAAGGACCUGUUUAAAGAACUUUUACAAUUUUUUACACUUGCUAAUUUUACAAUAUUCAUUUUUGUUUCCUUCCUAUUGGUUAGAAUGAGAAAUUUGUUGGGCAUAUAUUAUUUAAAUGAAAAAAUUGAGCUAUGGCUGAUUUCUUAUAUGCUAUUGUUAAUGGUUAUGAAAAAAUAAUAAUAGUUUAAUUUUUCUGUUCAAUGAUUAUUAUAUUAUGUGUAUAUAUAUAGCUUGUGUUAAAAAGUAAGACCUUAUUUAAACUGUUUUUGAUAAAAUAUGAAAUAUUUCUUUUACGAUUGGAUAUUAUUAGAGAACUUUUUUUCCUUAUGCCACAAUUGGGGAAAAGAUAUGGGUUAUUAUAUCAGAGUGUUAAAUAACUGGAUAAAAUUUAUGUCAUCUAUUUGCUGAUUAUUUUAUUAUUAAUUAUUGGCUUUGCAUAAAUGUUGUUUUUCACAUUAAUAUAUUCUAUGGUAAUGCAUCUUAUUAUUUAUAAUUUUAUACUAUAUUUUAAGAAUUCUUUCACUUCACAAGUUUGACAUUUGUUCUGUUAAGUAACUAAUUAUUUGAAAAGAACUUUAUUGUGAUAAAAUUUAGAUUCUGUGAUAUUUUCAUGACAUAUGUUAUAAGCAACCCCUCCCCCAUUUUGUUGAUCAAUGAUUUUUUUAUAGUGUAGAUUAUGAGCAAUAAAUUAAAUUGUUUAUUCUUUAUAUUUGGGUGCAAUCAAAGUCUGUUACAAAAUAUGCAUUUGUUUACAUUUAAAAUAAUUUAAUUUUUACCAAAUUUUAUCCUCGUAACAAUUUUUUCAUCUUCUUGAGUAAUUAUAGUUUUGUGCCAAUCCUAGUUACUGGAAAAAUGUCUAGCUUUAUACAUACAUUGUAUUUUUUUCCUUAUUAUUUAUUAUUUCCUUUAAAAAAAAUAAUCUGGAUUUACAUACAGCUUAUUUAGAAAUAAAAAAUGUAAGAAUUUCCCCAUAUGUACUUUUAAUUGAGAAUUGAGAGAACAGUUUGUUAACAGCAAUUGCUAACGUGCAAUCAUAUUAUUUGUACUCAGUAUAAGUCUUAUUUUAAAAAAUAACUGUGUUUCGAAUAAAUAAAAAUGAUUCAACGAUACUGUGAAAAAGAAUCGAAUUUUAAAUCCUGUAGUAGAAAAAGAAUCAAUUAUUAUCAAAAGCAGUUUUUAAUCGUUGAAAUUUUUAAUAUUUUUUAUAAUGAUCAGCUUUUCUAACACAAAGCAUUGAAAAUUUGCUGUUUUACCAUUUUGAUCUAGAUGGCAAAUUGAAAUUGACUGUGAAAGUUUCUAGGUUCAUCUAAAAUACUUCAGUAUGUUCUUUUAUGUGGUGUAUAAACUUUGUAAAAAUUAUAUAUUUUAUUAUUAUAAUUUUUUUUUUAAAUUUUGCUUUACCUUCUAAAAGAGAAAUUAAUAAAAAUCUUUCUCAUAAAGGUUUUAUCCCAAACUACUUUCAUUUCAAGGGACCAACUUUUAAGCCUUAUCAAGUAUUUUUAAGUUAUAUGAUGAAAAUUGCAAUGUAUUGUUGUAGUUGUUUUAUUUAUGUAAAUUUCAUUAUUUCGUUUAAAGUUAUUCUAUUUUUUUUUCACUUAGUGCAUCAUUGUUUUAUCUUUUAAUUAAGGUUUCAUAUAAUUAUGUGCCCAUCAAAUCUUUCAUUCCUUCUAAAAAAUGUAUAAAGCAAACUACAAAAGCACUAUGUUUCUAAAUGGAAAAUAGUUACAUUUAGAGCUACCUAAUAAUUAUAGCUGGCUCAAAUUAUAUUGUAAAGUACACGAAUUAAUUCAAGUUACUUAUAUUAAAACAUUUGUAUGCUUUUUUUUUCUGUGUGUAUGAACAAGUAUUUCCUUAUGUUUAAUGUUUAUUAUCUUUCUAAGCCUUGCAUGGAGCUGAUAUAUUUGUAGGAAAUCUGUACAUGAUGUAAAAAUAAUUCAUUUGUAUACUUUUUUUUUCUUCCUGUUUUGUACAGAUGUUAUUUUAAAUAACAUGUUUUUACGUUAUUAACUCUCAUAGAUGAUGCUGUGUAAAAUUAUUUCUGAAAUGUAUUUGUAAAUUACUCUAUUUUAAAAUUAAUUUUAAUUUGCUUGUAAAUUUCAAAGAGUUAUUUUUUUUCCCAAAAAGGUUACAAUAACUGGUAAUUCCAAAAAUAUGAUACGUCUGAUAAAAUGUUCAUAAAUUGUUGUUUUUUUUUUUUUUUUUUUUUUUUUUUUUUUUUUUUUUUUUUUUUUUUGGUUAUAAUUUUUAAAUUUAUUUUAAGUGUGCAUCAUUUAAUGAUAGUUUUAAAAAAGUAUCUAAAAGUUGUUGCUUAGCAAAAAAUAAAUAUUGUUCUAGUCUAAUACUGAUAUCUCAUUUUUAUGUCUUGCAUGUUAAAGUAUUUUCCAUAUUAUAAUGUAUUAGUAUUUUUUUUUUAAAAAAAAGGAACUAAUCCAGUUUCUCCUUGAUAUUAAAAAUUUCCUAAAAAAUGAUUCUUUUAAAAUUUAAAAUACUGGAAUAGCAAAAACACAGUGCAUUUUGUAAGAAACUCGCUGAUAACUCUAUAUUUUAAAUAAAUUUUAGCAGGUUUAAAAGCACUGUUUAAUUUUUCUUUUGCUUUCCUUUUUUUGUUUGCAAAAGAACUUAGUUUUCUGAUCAUCUGUAUUAACUUCUUUUAAUAUGCUACUGAAAUUAGUCAAACUUUAUAUUACAGAAUAAAUGUAUUAAUCAUGCUAGUUCAGCUUUUCUCUUAUUAGAAAAUGAAGUUGCAUAAAUAUUCUAUAUGGCAUGAAUUAUAUAGUGAUUCUUUUAUCAUCAGCUGUUCUUUUUUUUUACUACUUUAUAUUCAGUAAAUUAAUUCUAUUAAUACCAUGUUAUAUUAUCCAUUUAUAUCUGUUUAAAUGCCUAUUUUCUUAAAGUGUGAUCUAUUGAUCUAUAUUUUAAAAUAAACACUUUACCAAACA